CUAUUACGGUGGUAAUGAGGUCAUCGAUAAAGUGGAGGUUCUGGCUCAGAAUCGUCUGUUGGAGUUGUUCGGUUUGAAGCAGCCUGGACAGCCUUUGGACGAGGCCGAAUGGGGAGUGAAUGUGCAACCGUACAGUGGGUCACCUGCUAAUCUAGCUGUUUAUACCGGUCUCCUGAACCCUCACGAUCGCCUCAUGGGUUUGCAUCUACCUGACGGUGGACAUCUAACCCAUGGAUUUGCCACACUGACCAAGAAGAUUAGUGCCACGUCUAUCUUCUUUGAAUCUAUGCCUUAUGGAUUAAACAUAUGUGAUUCAGUCGGUGCUAUCUUACUAGCCGAUAUGUCCCACAUCUCCGGUUUGGUUGCUGCUCGUGUUGUCCCCUCACCGUUCACUCAUGCUGACGUAGUAAGCUCAACUACGCACAAAACACUGCGCGGUCCUCGAUCUGGUAUGAUCUUCUAUCGUCGCAAAGCACGUCCCGGGGCACAAGAACUUCAACCUCCUCCAUACGUCCCUGCUGAUCAACUGGAAUCGCGUUUGAAUAACGCCGUCUUCCCCUCGCUCCAGGGUGGACCGCAUGAAAAUGUCAUUGCUGGUGUGGCGUGUAUGGCGCGCGAGGUAAGUCAAGUCAAGUCAAGUAUUUGCUUUAUGCACCCCGAAAGGUGGAUAUUCAGCAGUCACAUAGUCAUCUAA
Molecule: messenger RNA, 694 nt
Organism: Echinostoma caproni
Lineage: Eukaryota; Metazoa; Platyhelminthes; Trematoda; Plagiorchiida; Echinostomatidae
Source: the annotation of a GenBank genome assembly